GCGUCGCCAACUCCACUUGUCAGAUCUUGCCCGUAUGGUAUGGAGCUCGCCGGAGCAGCCUCCCCUCACCCGCCGCCGGAAUCCCACGUGGCGCCGCCCCGCCCACCUCCGCAGCCGCCGGAAGAGGAUUUAUGUGAAGAUAGAGGGGACAUGAGUGUCACCGGCGAAAAGCCAUGCACACAUCGGGAAUCAGAUGUUGGUCAGACAAAUAGUUGUAGCCUUAACAAUUCCAGUGAGUGUGAGAAUCAUACACCCAGCAACGACGAAAUAUCGGAACCAGAGUCCAAUUUGGAGAUGGCCAAGACUGAUCAGGGCGGCGAUGUGCCGAGCGGAGAGAAGGUCCUGAAGAAGCCAGACAAGAUCCUGCCGUGCCCUCGCUGCAACAGCAUGGACACGAAGUUCUGCUACUACAACAACUACAACAUCAAGCAGCCAAGGCAUUUCUGCAAGAGCUGUCAGAGGUACUGGACCGCAGGCGGAAGCAUGAGAAACAUCCCCGUUGGUGCUGGGAGGCGCAAGAGCAAGAGCUCCAGCGCGAGUUGCCGCAGCGUGUUGAUUCCCGUUCCAGGCAGCAGUAGUGUAGCUAAUCCUGGCGGAGAGGCUUCCCUGUUUCCGUUGUCCGUAAAAGCAAACCAAGCAGCAGUUAGCUUCGGGCCUGAUUCCCCCCUCUGCACCUCCAUGGCCUCCGUGCUGAAGAUCGGAGGAGGAGGAGAGCAGGUUAAGAGCUGCAGCCCUGCCUCAGCAGCAGCACAGCCCAGGAACGGAGAAACCCAGACCCAGACGUGCGCACCUUCUUCUGCUGCUACAACACCAUCAGAUGGUCCAGGGAAUGGAUUGCAGAAAGGAGCAGAGAGCGCACACCAAAACCAAAACCAAAACCAAAACGGAAUCAUUGGGCACAGCAACGGAGUCACUCCAGUGCAUCCUAUACCGUUCUUCCCCGGACCGCCUUUCGUGUACCCCUGGAGUCCAGCAUGGAACGGCAUUCCCGCCAUGGCAGCGGCGGUGUGCGCAGCCCCAGCGACAGCCGAAGCAGCGAUUUCAUCAGAACACGGCACCGCGAGCAGCACCGUCCAGUGGAACGUGCCACCAGCGAUCGUGCCCGUGCUGCCACCGGGAUUCUGCGGCCCGAUCCCAGUCCCGGUAAUCCCGCCGCCUUCCGUCUGGCCACUGAUCACUCCCUGGCCCAACGCAGCAUGGAGCGCGCCGUGGCUCGGGCCUAGCGCUAGCGUGCCGCCGGGGUCAUCUCGGAGCAGCGGCAGCAGCACGUGCUCCGACAGCGGCUGCGGCUCCGGCUCCCCCGUCCUGGGAAAGCACUCGAGGGAGUCGAGGCCGCAGGGCGACGAGAAGGCGGAACGACGGUGCCUGUGGAUCCCCAAGACGCUCCGGAUCGACGACCCUGUCGAGGCCGCCAAGAGCUCGAUCUGGACGACGCUCGGGAUCGAGCCUGGCGACCGGGGCAUGUUCAGGCCGUUCCAGUCGAAGCAUGGACGGCAGCAGGAGCUGCAAGCGUCCGGCGCCGCUCGCGCCCUGCAGGCCAACCCGGCGGCUCUGUCGCGCUCGCAGUCUUUUCAGGAGACGACGUGAUUACUACACUACAGAGCAGAGCGUUGCUGAAACCUGUGUGGCAUUACUAUUCAGAGACGAUUGUAUUUCAACUUCAAGGGGGGAAAUGAGAGAGAGAGCGCGAGAGAGAGAUUGGCCUGUUUGGUUCACUACCUCAGUUGCCACACUUUGCCUAACUUUUCUGACUAAGGUUAGUUAUUCAAUUCGAACGACUAACAUUAGGCAAAGUGUGGCAUAUUUAGUCAUAAACCAAACAUGCCAUAUAUGUUCUGUACAAUAUGAUUGGCAACAUAGGUGCUGCUGCUGUACAAGGCAGCGGACACCGUUACUGUAACUGUAACCAUUGGAAGAGUGCAUCCUCAAACAGUGUGUUGUUUCCAUGUAGAGCGUGCCCCCAACAUGUUGGGUUGGAGGUGAUCAGGUUUCCAGCGCGUGCGUGCUUGGUUGUACAAGAAUAACUGUCAAUAGCUUCCCUUCGC
Zea mays is the source of this 2045-nucleotide messenger RNA. RefSeq lists its product as uncharacterized. Lineage: Eukaryota; Viridiplantae; Streptophyta; Magnoliopsida; Poales; Poaceae. Gene Ontology annotation, biological process: regulation of DNA-templated transcription. The record is from RefSeq and is marked validated. Gene Ontology annotation, molecular function: DNA-binding transcription factor activity; DNA binding.